AUGCAGGAGACCUUAACCCAGCAUCCAGAACCACCUAAGGAGGUUUUUGUAGCUCAGCCUCCAGUAUAUCAGAACCCAAUAGUUCCAGCACCAGAUCAGGAUCACACUGAGCCUCCAACAUCACCCAGUGUCAGAGUUCAACCUUUAGACCAGGGGCUUACCACAACUCCAGAACCUACCAUGGAGGCUGCACAUUUCACACCCCUGCAGGAGACUAUAGUUCCUCCAACAUACCCCGAGGUGACACUUCCAAAUCCAGAGCAAGUUCAGGCUCAGCAUCCAACCUUGACUGAGGUCACAGUUCAACCUUUGAACUUCUUACUUAUGUUAACUCUGGAAUCCAGUAUGGAAGUUGAACCUUCUCCAACCAUGCAGCAGACCCAAGCUCAGCCUCCAGAGCUCAUUAAGGAAGUUGUAGCUCAGUCUCCAUUGUAUCCCAAGGUGACAGUUCCAGCACCAGAUCAGGAUCAUGCUGAGCAUCCAACCUCACCCAGUAUCACAGUUAAACCUUUGGAUCUGGAGCUUACCACAACUCCAGAACCUACUACAGAGUGUGAACAUUCUACAGCCCUGCAGCAGACUACAGCUCCCCCUCCAAAACACCCUGAGGUGACACUUGCACAGCCAAACCUGACUCAAGUCACAAUUCAACCUAUGGAUGUAGAACUUACCGUUACUGCAGGAUCCAAUAUGGAGACUGUACCUUCUCCAAUCAUGCAGGAGACCCCAACCCAGCCUCCAGAGGCACCUCAGGAGGUUGUAGUUCAAUCUCCAUUCCAGCAGGAGGUGACAGUUCCAACUCCAAGUAAGGAUCAAGGUCAGCAUUCAACAUCAUCCAGCGUCAUAGUUCACCAUGUGGACCUAGAGCAAACCACAACUCCAGAACCACUAUGGAGGCUGGAUUCUACAUCCCUACAGCAGACUACAGCUCCCCCUCCAAAACACCCUGAGGUGACACUUGCACAACCAAACCUGACUCAAGUCACAGUUCCACCUGGGGACCUGGGAGUUAACAUAUCUCAGCAACCAAGGCCAUCUGAGACAGUUCUUUUUCCUUCGACUCAGUAUUCAGUAUCCACAGGUCUUCCUGGUGUAAAAUAUACCCCAGAAAAGAAGCAGCCAGAACAGAACGCCACCACAAACAUCAGCAUAUGUGAGCUCUGUACCUGCAAAAAUGAGACACUGUCAUGUGUUGUUCUCAGCCCAAAGCAGAAGCUCCACAGAGUGCCUGAGCCAGAGCCUAACGCCUACAACAGCACCUUCACCAUCAUGUAA
Molecule: messenger RNA, 1275 nt
Organism: Eubalaena glacialis (North Atlantic right whale)
Lineage: Eukaryota; Metazoa; Chordata; Mammalia; Artiodactyla; Balaenidae
Product: leucine-rich repeat-containing protein 37A3-like
Source: RefSeq, a predicted model, not a curated record